AUGCCAACCGACGACUUCGUUUCUCGUUCCCACAUUCUCCACCGUCCCUUCGCCGCUCGGCCCCUAAACAUCGUACGAGGCGACGGAAUCAGACUCGUCCUCGAAAACGGUCGGAGCAUCAUCGACGCAAGCUGCGGCCCAUCGGUCUCAUGUAUCGGUCACACCCAACCCGAGAUAACAGAGGCUAUCACCGCCCAUCUCCACAACAACAUUGCCUAUGUCUACUCAGGCUCUCCCCACGCCAACAGCGCGACAGAGGAACUAGCCAGAACACUCCUUGCCGAUAAGCCAGGUGGACUGUGCAAAGUAAUCUUCGUGAACUCUGGUAGCGAGGCAACGGAUGCAGCGCUGAAACUGGCCGUGCAGUAUUGGAACGAGAAGGGGCAGCCCCAGCGGACUAGGUUUAUUGCCCGGAAGCAGAGCUACCACGGGAAUACGAUUGGUGCGCUUUGUGUGUCGGGGCAUGAAUCCCGGAGGGCUUUUUAUCAAGAUUUUAUGUCGUCGAAUGUGUCGUUUGUUGAUCCUUGCUAUGCGUACCGGAUGAAGGGUGACCAGGAGACGGAUGAGGAGUUUGUGGCUCGCUUGGCGCGACAGUUUGAAGAUGAGAUACUGCGUUUAGGUCCUGAGAAUGUUGCUGGGUUUGUUGCGGAGACGGUUAGCGGGCCUACGCUAGGAUGCGCGCCUGUUGUGCCAGGGUAUUUCAGAGCUGUUCGGGACAUUUGUGAUCGAUCAUGUGUGGAAUGGGGCAAAACAGGCACCAUGCAUGCAUGGGAGCAGGAAGGAAUUCGUAGCCCAGAUAUCCAGACAAUCGGCAAAGCCCUAGGUGCGGGCUUCGUACCUCUUUCUGGUGUACUGCUAUACGAAAAGAUCUUCGACGCGUUGUCUGCUGCUGGAUCCGGUGGCUUGGCGCAUGGCCAUACCUUUCAGGCUCACCCACUUGCUUGUGCUGCUGCCCUCGCGGCUCAGAAGAUAAUCAAACGGGACAAUCUGAUUGAGCGAGUAGGAUCCCAUGGGAAGUAA
Molecule: messenger RNA, 1020 nt
Organism: Aspergillus glaucus CBS 516.65
Lineage: Eukaryota; Fungi; Ascomycota; Eurotiomycetes; Eurotiales; Aspergillaceae
Exons: 3
Coding region: 1-1020 (339 amino acids)
Cellular component (GO): cytosol
Molecular function (GO): transaminase activity; pyridoxal phosphate binding
Source: RefSeq, a predicted model, not a curated record